CUGAGCCCGGCCGUGUGACCCGCGCGUGUCCCCCACCCGUUCGCCCCGCUGCAGGUCCGGCCCCGACCAUGAAGCUCCAGCCGCUGGUGUGCGCGGGGAUCCUGCUGCUCGCCCUGCUGCCCUGCCACGAGUGCCGAGCGCUCAGCAAGAGCCCGGGAGCCGCCCGCGGGGCUCUGCAGCAGCCCGAUUUCUACCCGCAGCAGCAGCAGCAGCAGCAGCAGCAAACUCUGCCCGUCCUGCUCCGCAUGGGAGAGGAGUACUUCCUGCGCCUGGGCCACCUCACCAAGCGCCCCGCCGGCCCUUUCUCCGCCUCCUCCGGCGGCCACCUCCGGCCCGAAGCCUCUGCCGAGUUGUUGCGGGCGGCCGCGGCGCAGCUGCAGCGGUCGGGGAGCCCCGAGGGGGAUGAAGGAGCGGAGGAGGCGGUGGAGAGAGAGAAGCGCUCCGAGGAGCCGCCCAUCUCCCUGGACCUGACUUUCCACCUGCUGCGGGAGGUGCUGGAGAUGGCCCGCGCCGAGCAGCUGGCGCAGCAAGCCCACAGCAACAGGAAACUGAUGGAAAUCAUCGGGAAGUGAGGCGGCCCCCCCCCGCGCCUUGCCAAAGGGACCCCGCGGUCAGCACCAGAGCCAUCACACCGCCCGACGUACCAUAGUGCUGCUCUGAUGUCAUCUCUUUAUUUUUAUAGAGCUUCGAACCCCGAAGGGCGCGCUCCGAGCCGCCGCCCCCCCUCAGCAUGC
Molecule: messenger RNA, 734 nt
Organism: Phasianus colchicus (ring-necked pheasant)
Lineage: Eukaryota; Metazoa; Chordata; Aves; Galliformes; Phasianidae
Gene: CRH
Product: corticotropin releasing hormone
Biological process (GO): positive regulation of cortisol secretion; negative regulation of glucagon secretion; negative regulation of epinephrine secretion
Cellular component (GO): extracellular region
Molecular function (GO): corticotropin-releasing hormone activity
Source: RefSeq, a predicted model, not a curated record